UGCAGAGCUAGGGUGGCUAGCAGAGCGUCUGUGAUUUGUGGCGUGCGCAACUUUUAUUCGGGCAGUCAGCGAGUCAGCUGCCGACAGCCCGACAAAUUGAAAGCUUCGGAAGUGUCAAAGAUGACCCGAAAUAACAAGAGAAAUGUAGCUGUCGGAGAAGCGUUUCGCAUAGCCGUCACGACGGCACUUCAAAAAUUCUAUCAAACUGAAGACCAGACAGAGUAUGAGUUUCCGUCAUCAUUCACGGCUGAGGAGCGAGCAUUUAUACACAACUACUGCCAGACGUUGAAUCUGAAGUCAAAAAGCAGAGGGAAAGGAUCAAAUCGUUUCCUUACCGCCUACAAGAAAGUUGGUUCCACUAUAGUUCAGGCUGAUGCCGGCUUCAAUAUGGGGCCCCUCUCGUGCCGAUUUGCCAUGCUGCUUCUGCAGAAGUUCCCAGUGAAUUCUCAUGAGCGCCAAGAGCUAUUGCCUCCCACUGAGCGAGAACGCCUUGUUGGUCAGGAAGUGCGUGACGUGAACCGCACUACGGCGCGACUCAACUGUGGCAUUCCACAAGUUCCACCUCGCUGUGAAGGUGCCCUAGAUGCCCAGCGCCAGCGUCUGCCCAUCUGGCAGAGCCGCCAGAAGUUACUGACCACCAUUGCUCAGAAUCAAGUGACCAUCAUCAUAGGAGAAACUGGCUGCGGCAAGACAACUCAGGUGCCACAGUACCUGCUGGAACAGAACUGCAGCCUAGGUAAUCCGUGCCGCAUUGUCUGCACUGAGCCCAGACGACUGGCUGCUGUGGCCGUGGCCGAGCGCAUUGCUACAGAACGAAAUGAAAAGUUAGGCCACACUGUGGGCUACCAGAUACGACUAGAGAACAGGGUGUCGCCUAAGACCUUGCUGACGGUGUGCACUAAUGGCAUCCUCCUGCGCACCCUCAUGGGCAAUGACUCUGCAAUGGCAACAAUCAGCCAUGUCAUUGUGGACGAGGUUCAUGAGCGGGACCGAUUUACCGACUUUUUGCUUACUGUGCUGCGGGACUUGCUUCCAAAGUUCCGGAAUCUAAAAGUUAUUCUGAUGUCCGCAACCAUGGAUGUGGAGCUGUUUGUCAAAUACUUUGGUGGCUGUCCUGUUGUGGAAGUGCCAUCACGAUCAUAUGAAGUGAAGGCCUACUUUCUGGAGGACGUCUUACGAUUGACGGGAUACACCAGCCAAGCCAUGCUGAAGCUGAAGAAAAGCAGGCCCAGGGCUGAGCAGCAGAAAGCGCAGCUUGCCAAGUGGUGUGAUAGCCAGGGCGUAACCACAACUAGUACUGACCCUUCAGCUAACAGUCGGUCACCUGAAGAGGACCAGGAGGAAAGGAAGGAUAAUGGCGAUGAUGGGGAUUCACCCGACAUUGAUGCGCACCUGACUGCAGAGAUGGACCGGGCUCUGCAGAAUGCCUGGAUGACAGGAACAGAUGAGGCUUUCUCUCAGCUGCUGUACUACAUCCUCUCGGACAAUGUCUCGGUCGAGUACCGCCACAGCGAGACGAGUGCCACAGCGCUGAUGUUAGCCGCUGGUCGAGGCAAGGUGGAAAUAGUGGAGGAGCUGCUGUCUCUCGGGGCAGACCCCCUGGCUCGGGCAUCAAACGACUGGACGGCCCUCGAUUGGGCACAGCACUUUCACCAGUCAGGGACAGCCGAAGUUAUCCUGGCUCACUUGUUGGUCAUGCAGAACGGGCUUCCAAAGUCGGAUGACUCCGUUGGCAUUGCCGAGCAGGAGUUCACGGCUGCAGAGCGGGAGCAGCUGGACCUGUACCUGCGCACAACGAAUGAUGAUGAGACCGAUCUAGAGUUGCUGCUAGCCCUUCUGCAGAAAGUCCAUGCAAGCUCUGAAGAUGGUGCCAUUUUGGUGUUCCUUCCUGGGUUCGAUGACAUGAGCACGUUGAGGGAUAAAAUUCUGGCAGACAAAAAUUUUUCUGGACAGAAAAGGUAUGUCUUGUACAUGCUACAUUCCAACCUGCAGUGUAGCGAGCAGCGGCUAGUCUUCAACACAAUGCCACCUGGGGUUCGAAAAAUUGUUCUGUCAACCAAUAUUGCUGAGACAAGCAUCACCAUCAGCGAUGUCACUUUUGUCAUUGACUCCGGCAAAGUUAAAGAGAAGUCAUUUGACAGCCUGACAGGCACUAGCCUGCUCAAGUCUGUCUGGGUGAGCCAGGCGAGUGCCAUGCAGCGUCGAGGCCGGGCGGGCCGCACCCACCCCAAUGGCGUCUGCUUCCACCUGAUGAGUCGGCAGCGCUUCUGCAGCCUGGCUUCUUUCCAGCAGCCUGAGCUGCUUCGCCUGCCACUUCAGGAACUGUGCCUCCAGGCAAAGCUUCUUGUGCCACCUAACGUCCCCAUAGCUGACUUUCUGGCCCGAGCUCCAGAUCCUCCUGCAUUCUUAGUCACUAGGACGGCUGUCACCCUACUGAAGACGAUCGAUGCAUUGGACCCAUCUGAGCAGCUGACAGAGAUGGGCCUACACUUGCUCGACCUUCCCAUCGAGCCACACCUGGGGAAGAUGGUGCUCUAUGCAGUUGUACUCAAGUGCCUCGACCCAGUGCUUACCAUUGUUUGCUGCAUUGCUGUCAAGGACCCCUUUGUGCUCCCCACGCAACCGGGCCAGAAGCGACCUGCGUACGUAGCAAGGCGUAAACUGGCUGGUGGUACCUACAGCGACCACAUGGCUCUUCUUGCUGCAUUUCAGCGCUGGCAGAAAGCCCGUGCCGAAAACUCUGAGCACUACUUCUGUGAGCGGCACUUUGUGUCUGGUGCCACCAUGUCCACCGCAUUGGCUGUACGGGGCCAGUUGCUAGGCCAGCUUCGGGCAUCAGGCUUUGUGCGGUCACGUGGCGGUGGUGACAUUCGUGACCUCAACACCAACUCCGACAACUGGGCUGUGGUCAAGGCAGCUCUCUGUGCGGGCUCCUACCCGAACCUUCUGAGAGUUGACCGGGAGCGCCGGCAGCUGGUUGCCCAGCGUGCCUCCCGAGUGCGGUUCAGCUCACGUUCAGUCCUGUCCCAGCCGGAGCCUUUUAGUUUGGGUGCACCAGCAGCAGCCAACACUCGUGACGGGGUUGUGGCCUCCCUGCCCACUGACUGGCUCAUCUAUGGCGAGUUGGCCAGAGCGGGACCCACAGCCUUUGCCAACAUGUGCACACUGGUCUCACCUGUAACAGUGGCACUGUUUGCUGGCCCCCAGCGUCUACCUCUGGAUGCUCUGUAUGAGCCACAAAAUGCACGGACCACUGGCCUUGGAGAGGACAGUGACAGUGAAGAAGAAGAGGAGUCAGAGCUGCAGAAGUGCAUGCUUAAGCUGGAUGACUGGAUUUCUCUCAAGGCAGAGCCUGAGGGUGGUCGUCUGGCAUUACAGCUGCGCCAGAAGCUGCAGGCAUUGUUUCUGCGUCGCAUGCAUUCCCCGGCCAAGCCAUGGUCACAAGCGGAUGACGCUGUCAUUCGUGCCGUUGUGGGGGUACUCACAUCGGAGGAAGAGGCCCUGAAUCUGCCGCGACCACCUCCAGGCAUUGGACAGCGACCACGGCCUUCUGGCCCAGAUGCGUACACCUUGCCACAACCAGCUGCAAGUGAUCACAGGAGCCAAGGUGGGGCAGAGUGCUUUUCCGGCCGCCGAGCGGUCCUCCGCCGUGGUGGGUCCCUAGAGUAUGGCCCGAGCUCAUCACCAUCCUCCCGCCGAGGCUCUGGCGCCAGCCUACCGGCAACUCCCUUGGGCAUGGGGCGCUCAGAUGCAGGUAGCUCGUGGUGCUCCGAUGACCGUUCCGACUGCUCAUCCUUGCGCUCAACAAGCAGCGGCCAGCCGAGCCCCUGUGACAUGAGCCCCAGGCACACCGUCAAUGGCCAUCGUCGAUUUUUCAUCAUCAAGGCUGGCACCCACCGAGCCGUGGACGUGUCUCUCUCGACAGGCCUGUGGUCCUUGGGGCCCAAUACAGAUCGCAAGAUACAGGCAGCCAUCAGGGAAGGCAAGGAAGUGAUGCUCAUAUUUUCGGUGCAUGGAAGUGGGCAGUUCCAAGGCUACGCUGUGCUCCAAGGACCAGCCUCCAACAUGAACUGGCCCGCGGAUGAAAAUGAUGGCAGCUCGGGCGGACGCUGCUACUUCAUCAAAUGGAAACACAGGUGUAACCUGCCUUUCCAGGACACGAGGCACCUGUUGAAUCCCUGGAAUGAGAACCGGAAAGUGCAGGUCAGCCGAGACGGCCAGGAACUUGAGCCCAGUGUUGGUGAGGCCCUGUGCCAUCUUUGGGAUGGCCGUCCUGAUGCUGCUGCCAUCCAGUCCGUUAGGCGUUGACAGGACGUAGUGUUUCUGGUUUGGCUCCCAGUAGCCACCACUGAGAAGUCGGGGACACGCUGCUUGCGGGAUAUACCACAUGGUCCAUGCUGGCAAAAAGAACACAAAAUUGUGUUGGUUGUUUUGGACGCUCUGCCCCCAAGUACUAUCAUGCCCUUUUUUUGUGUGUGGUGCAUUGAGUCUCAAGCUCAUCUUGCACACAGCUGUGCAAAGCAUCAACAUUUGCUGCUUCACUUUUUUUAAAAUUUUGUUUGUUUUACAUUUCAAUCAUUGAAACACGAUGCUGCAAAUUCAUAGCAUCAAGCAGCUAUUACAGGUACAAUGUGCUACGUUUAUGUUGUCACAUGGUUUGAGUUCUCGUGUGACAAAUAACUCAUUAAGUCAGUUUUGUUAGUCCAGAUAGGCCAGCGUAACUAUAAAGUUCUUGAAAAUUUGAGAAUAUUUGUGCCAAUUAUGAGAAA
Molecule: messenger RNA, 4769 nt
Organism: Dermacentor andersoni
Lineage: Eukaryota; Metazoa; Arthropoda; Arachnida; Ixodida; Ixodidae
Product: 3'-5' RNA helicase YTHDC2-like
Cellular component (GO): intracellular anatomical structure
Molecular function (GO): protein binding; RNA binding; ATP binding
Source: RefSeq, a predicted model, not a curated record